Messenger RNA from Closterium sp. Naga37s-1, 777 nucleotides. Lineage: Eukaryota; Viridiplantae; Streptophyta; Zygnematophyceae; Desmidiales; Closteriaceae. The record is from the annotation of a GenBank genome assembly.
AUGAAGCCGUCUAUAAAGGGGAUAAAGGACGAGUGGGUGCUCCAUCGGGUUCUGCUGCCUCGUUCCGUUAAGGUACAUGUGGGGGACGUUCUGUGUGUGAGCCUGGACACCGCAACUACUGCUGCAUCCCACAGUCAAGUCAGACCCCAGGCGACCACAACCCUCUACUCACACACCAUAUCCGUCAACGCCCACACACCAGCAGAGCUUCCGACAAGCCGUAGCAGCAGCAGCAUUGCACCAGACCCGUGUAACACCACCACAGUGAAAGAGGAGCCUUGUGACAGCACCGUUACAGCAAGGCCCACAGUUGUGUUUCGGCGAGUCGCAGCCGUUGCUGGAGACGAGAUUGAGUCACCUCAGCCGUCGGAUGCGCCUUUUCGGAUAGAGGAUAAUCACUUCUGGGUGGUCGCAGAUAACCCCGAUGUUCCUGCACAGGAGGCGUGGGACAGCCGCACGUUUGGCCCCGUGCAUGUAGAGGAUGUGCUGGGGAGGAAUGUUGAUGCACCUCAAAAGUCCUUUAAAAUCUUCUUCCUUUUCUUGUCUGAAUGCUUACAGGAGGCGUGGGACAGCCGCACGUUUGGCCCCGUGCAUCUAGAGGACGUGCUGGGAAGAGCUCUCUAUGUGGGUCAGCCCGUGCAUCUGGAGGACGUGCUGGGGAGGGCGAUGUAUGCCGUGUGCUCAAAACAGGCAAUGGAGGAAGAUGCAGCAGUGAUGGCUGGGGAGGGGGACUUGGAGAGUGUGAUGCAGAGAGUACGAGGGAUGCAGCUGCGGUGA